Messenger RNA from Hypoxylon trugodes, 679 nucleotides. RefSeq lists its product as uncharacterized. The transcript is spliced from 3 exons. NCBI's taxonomy places the organism in Eukaryota, Fungi, Ascomycota, Sordariomycetes, Xylariales, Hypoxylaceae. The coding region runs from base 1 to 408 and encodes 135 amino acids. The record is from RefSeq and is a predicted model, not a curated record.
AUGAAGUUCAUCGCCGUAGCCACGACUGCAGUAGCCGUUCUCAUCAGUGGCGCCUCAGCCCUAUACGCUGACAAGACCUGUUCGGACCUGGUUCUGGACCCAAGCAACGAAGUCCUAACAGCAAACUGUAACGACAAGAAAGGAAACUCUGUCCCCAACACUUUCGACUUGAAUACUUGCUUCGGCUAUGACUCUUCAAGCAACAGCAUCUUCAAUCUAGGCUCAAACUUCGGCGCAUCGUGCAAUAACUGCUACCUCGAAGACCGUCUGGUAGAUGAAUGGGAGGCCAUCUGCAAGAUUAUGAUCUGCAAUUGUAACGGCCACGAGGGAGUUGAAGUGAACUUACGUGCUGCCGAACACCUCGGUAAUAUUGACGGGACCUUGACGUGUUGCCAAUAUGCGUGCUAGAGGAGCGGCUCCUCGAUCGCUGAGGAAGCUGUAAAUACGCGACGUUUGAUAUAAAUGAUAGGAUGGCCUUGUGAUUAAGAGGUAAUCAGCGGACGAGAUUACGAGCCUGUACAUAAAUGUCAAUGUAUAUAUGCAUAAAUGAAAAAAAGGUGUUAGGUUAAUCUUGUCAUUACACUGACCGGGCUGCAACUGUGGCGAAGUUCCGAAGAUAUUACUUGAAGAUUUUGGGGCAUAUGAAGAAAAAACAGAACCGACUGUUUCAUUUUGAAGA